AUGGCAAAAGGUGGUGACGUAAAGCAGGAGAAGAUCACGUUUGGUGGGAUGGGAAAAGAACCUGGAAAAUUCCUGGGGAACAAGGGAACAGCCGUGUCUGCUGACAAUGAGAUAUUUGUGACUGAUCAGCCAACCAAACGAGUCCAGGUCUUCAGUAUAAAGGGGACCUUUCUCCGCCUCUUUCCAACAGUCGUGCCGGGUGAAAGUACGAGAAUGUACCCUCAUGAUGUUGCUUUGGACGUGGAGUCUGGCUACCUGUGGGUACUGGGGAAGAGCUCGCGCUCCAAUGACGGACAUGUCGUACAGUACAGUAAGAACGGACAGCCCAUCAAAAAGUUUGACGUAAGCCUCAAGGGCUACUCUCCCGUCAUUGCAACGGACGUGCGCAACAAUAAAGUUAUCGUGGGAGACAAAACAACCAUUAUGAUGUUUGAUCCAAACGGCUCUCGCAUUUGGAGUUCAAAAGUGCCUACGGAAGAGGCGAUCAGGGGAGUCACAUCGGACAAGGAGGGAAAUGUCCUGCUGACUGAUUGGAAUAAAAGCGUCUACAAGUACAAUACCUCCGGAGUAAAUAUACGUGUAUUUCAAUUCAGCACCCGGGGAAUGGGGCAACGGAACUCUCUCAGAGGUAUUUGUCUGGACACCUCUGGUCACAUCAUUGUGGCGAGCUUUCAUAACCACCGGGUAGACAUGUUCACAAGCCAGGGCGAGUUUGUCCGCACCAUCGCGGACAUUAUUCAACCAUGGGGUGUCGCUAUGGGACCAUGUGGAGAGUUGGUGGUGACUAGCCCAUAUACAAACACUGUAACUAUCUUCCCACGCCACAUGGUGCUUCCUUGA
This is a messenger RNA of Branchiostoma belcheri (Belcher's lancelet), 840 nucleotides long. RefSeq names its product E3 ubiquitin-protein ligase TRIM71-like. The transcript has a single exon. The record is from RefSeq and is a predicted model, not a curated record. Lineage: Eukaryota; Metazoa; Chordata; Leptocardii; Amphioxiformes; Branchiostomatidae. Gene Ontology annotation, biological process: protein polyubiquitination; proteasome-mediated ubiquitin-dependent protein catabolic process; negative regulation of translation. Gene Ontology annotation, molecular function: translation repressor activity; protein binding; ubiquitin protein ligase activity. The coding region runs from base 1 to 840 and encodes 279 amino acids.